Pocillopora verrucosa is the source of this 1614-nucleotide messenger RNA. RefSeq lists its product as uncharacterized. Lineage: Eukaryota; Metazoa; Cnidaria; Anthozoa; Scleractinia; Pocilloporidae. The record is from RefSeq and is a predicted model, not a curated record.
AUGAGUAACAGAACACUGAUAGAGCUGUUUGGCCACAUCGUAUUCAGUUUUACGCGAGGCAUGGCAGUGCAAUAUAAUCCACAAGAACAUGAAUUCAGAGCAGAGUCUUUUGACUACCUUCCUCUACAAAGAACAGGUCUAGAGUGGGACUAUCAACCUGUUGAUGAGUUUAUUUAUCAGGAAUAUAGCGACAGGGAAGUCACAACCUCUGACCCUCUCACAGUCAGCCGCCAUCAAGUAUUGGUUAUAAAUGCAUGUUCACCAGACGAAAUCGAAGAAAAACAAGAAAGUGGACAAGAUGAGGACAGCGCAAUGUCUUGGAAGCAACUCAGACCAUCUGCUCUUUGCACAGUUUUGAAAUCAAUGUACACUGGAGCUUCGAUUUCUCUGCUAACAGCGGCCAUCAUCGGCUUGCUUUACAUGUCAAUCUCCUAUCUUUGUUACAAAACCGUCCACAACUGUGAAUUUUAUCCCCACAAAAUUCCAGUCUCAGUGCAGUGGGUGAGAACAUUAUCUACACUAAUUUCAUGUGCUUUUCUUUACAUGUGGAACUUUGCGAGGAUGUUAUUUCUCUUUCGGCCGUAUCAGUUACUAGGAGUGAAAGGAAAACUUGUUCUGGUUUCAAUUCUUGUUUACUUUUUAGACGCACUCUAUCGCGUGGCUCUACAAGCUUUAGGAAUAUCUAAUUCCAGACUCUCCGUAUUCCUAAAGAUUCCACUGAACACUUUGUUUCUUAUCAGCAUAUGCUUGCAAGUUUACUUCUUAACAAAGCACUUCUGCUUCCGAUCAAGGAGACUUAGACUGAGUCUGUUUUUACAGAUGAUAAUGCCUGGCUGUUUCUGUUUCGUAUUUGCUAUUGCCAUAGCUGCUUUCAUUUACCCACUGUUCAACGAACAAAACGAAGAUGAAAAACUAUUGAUAGCAGUCUUCACACCUCUCACUGGGGUCGCACUGAAGGUCAUUUCGCGAAUUUAUGUACAACGAUCAUGGAACAUUACACAUCCAGGAUAUUCCUAUGUAUUGCUGUCGCCGCUGUACCUUGGCACAGCCGUCAUGCUUCGAGUUUUGCAAGCUGAUCUUAAGAGCUUACAAUCCAUGGCCAUCCUUGGAAUAAUUCACGGUGCAGCAGAAGUCAUAGAACGAAGUACCAUGGUUGUCAUCGAUCACGUUUGUCAUGUUAUUUUGAAAAGAAAAUUAGCUCCUUGGGGAAGUUUUCGCACGCCUCGCCAAGAGAGAUUGAUGGCUGAUCUUAGCAUCACGAGCAUUUUGUAUGAAUCAACUGCUAUAGUGUCUGUUAACGGAUUUUUGUACUUGUACAAAUUUGUCUAUUUAGAAAAUGUGUCUGUUUUAGAAUUGCUGCAGUCUUUUACCGUUCGGACUUCAGUUCAGCUGGUGAUUGAGUGGUUUUUCACCAGCGUAUCUCUUGCGAUUGUGACUCAUUAUCAGAACAUGGCUGUCAUGGCUGUUUGGCGAAAAAGAUGGAAAAGACACACCCUGGUGGCCAUAGUAAAUGCAGUUCCUUUGGCUAUGUGGACCAGCACAAAUCUUUUAAUCAUUGUGCACGGACGUUUUCAAGAGUCCUCAUAUCAACCGUGCAAAAUGCCGUUUAUUUAG